AUAACAGAUCCUUGUGUUGUUGAACAGAUAAGCUGUCCCUUUUGUCUCUCUCAAAAUUUCCCAAUAUGCUAUUACUUUCUCAGCUUCUUUAAUCUUUUAUAUCUCCCACUGUCUCUACCUCUCUUUGGAAGAAAACACACUACUCAUCAAAAAUAUUUUGUAGACUAUGGCGUCAAGAGCAAGAAGGAAGCAGAGAUGGUGCACACAAACACUAACGCCAUUAAUGGAAGGGCCAGACCCUGAAAUGCAAGAAGAAGGAAACAAGAAGGAGAGUUCUUGGGAAGUAAUCCGAGAAUGGUUUCGAACACAAAAGGGAUUGUCUGCAACUAAUUUUUCUAUGUCUAAUUUAUAUGAAAACAAUCCUGCUAAGAGUCAAGACUUAAGACUUCUGCUUGGUGUUUUGGGUUGCCCUCUCGCCCCCAUUCCUCUUGUUAAUCAUCCAAUUCAUCACAUUCGUGUCAAAGAUAUUCCUAUUGAAACUUCGACGGCACAUUACAUUAUACAACAAUAUUUGGCGGCUUCAGGAUGCUUGAAACAGCAGAAAUGUGCGAAAAACAUGUAUGCAACAGGAAGUGUGAAGAUGAUUUGUUGCGAAACAGAGAUUUCUUCCGGUAAGAAUGUGAAAAGUUUAGGAACAAGAAGUGGAGAAAGUGGUUGCUUUGUUGUCUGGCAAAUGUUGCCUGGGAUGUGGUCUCUUGAGCUGGUUGUUGGAGGCAGUAAGGUCAUCGCCGGAAGCGAUGGGAAAACAGUGUGGCGACACACUUCUUGGCUUGGCACCAACGCAGCCAAGGGACCUCAACGACCUUUGCGUCGCAUAAUCCAGGGCCUAGAUCCAAAGACAACGGCCAGCUUAUUUGCGAAAGCUCAGUGUUUAGGCGAGAAACGAAUAGGUGACGAUGAAUGCUUCGUACUUAAAGUAUGCGCUGACCGGGCUGCCGUGAUGGAACGAAACGAAGGGCCAGCAGAGGUGAUCAGGCAUGUAUUAUACGGUUACUUUUGCCAAAAGAGUGGCCUAUUGAUAUACUUGGAGGACUCCCAUCUGACCAGGGUUCAAACGCAAGAAAAUGACUCUGUCUACUGGGAAACUACAAUUGGAAGUAGCAUUGGAGACUAUAGAGAUGUGGAUGGAGUGUUGAUUGCGCAUCAAGGAAGAUCAAUCGCGACGGUUUUUCGAUUCGGGGAGCUUUCCAUGCAGCACAGCAGAACUAGGAUGGAAGAAAUUUGGAGCAUUGAUGAUGUUGUUUUCAAUGUUCCAGGACUCUCCAUGGACUCUUUCAUUCCUCCUGCUGAUAUCUUUGAUAAUGUUCAUUGCCCUUCACGAUAAUAACAUCAAGACAUGAUUAUAUAUGCUUUAUUUAAUUUGUUCUAAUUUGCAGCAAAAUAUAUAUAUAUAUAAUUGGUGGGGAGGGUUGGUUUAUGCUGCACGUAUCUUAAACUUAAUCUGAAUUUCAAGUGUAGUUUGUAGGUCGUUUUCCAAGUCAUUAACCUCAUAACAAGAUGACAAAUUCAGGGUUGGAGUGGAAUAAGUAAUUUUGUUUGAUUUUUGGAUUUCUUUUCUCUCCUUUUCGGAAAUAAUGUUUUUUUUUUUUUUUUUGGGAGUUUUGAUAUAAGUUUGCAAGGGUAAAUAAUUUAUAAAGUUGUUGAAGGUGAGAGUCGGAUAAGAUUUUUGGAGAAUGAUAUGGAUUUCAAUAAUUAAGCUGUGCAAGAUGUGGAAAGUUGGAGACUCUGUUUUUUGUGGAUGAGUUGAAUCGGCCAGUUGGGAGUUGCCUCUCUGUUGCUGUUUAGUAAUUAUUAUUAGCAAGGGUAUGUGUAGGUUUUUUACUAUGUCUUUUUCUAAGUGUUUUAAUUUGUUUGAUGGUGCAACACAUAAAUUAAUCUUGGCGGGAGUCUCUUAAGAGUUUUUUUGCAACGUUGUCCAAGUUCCUUAAAUAGUGGUGUUGUAAUCUCAUUGGGAAUUGGGUGUUUUGUAUGGGCUUUUUUCUUUUUAUUUGUCCCUGAAUUUGCUUUAAACAAUGUUCGAUACUUUGCUAGCUCUUGCAAGUUUUGCAACCUCUUG
Molecule: messenger RNA, 2056 nt
Organism: Durio zibethinus
Lineage: Eukaryota; Viridiplantae; Streptophyta; Magnoliopsida; Malvales; Malvaceae
Source: RefSeq, a predicted model, not a curated record